Messenger RNA from Doryrhamphus excisus (bluestripe pipefish), 5348 nucleotides. RefSeq names its product synaptic vesicle glycoprotein 2A (gene sv2a). The record is from RefSeq and is a predicted model, not a curated record. Gene Ontology annotation, cellular component: synaptic vesicle membrane; neuron projection. NCBI's taxonomy places the organism in Eukaryota, Metazoa, Chordata, Actinopteri, Syngnathiformes, Syngnathidae. Gene Ontology annotation, molecular function: transmembrane transporter activity. Gene Ontology annotation, biological process: transmembrane transport; chemical synaptic transmission.
CAGGUGUUUUUCACUGACGAUUCGUUGGCCAAAUAAGAACAAGCUGCAAUCGAUCGUCGCUAUUAAUGACGUCCUCGGGUGCAUCCUGUAGAGGUCCCUGCCAACAACGUGACCAAUUAGAGAGAGAAAGAGAGAGAGAGAAAGAGAGAGAGAGAGAGAGAGACGACACUGCACCAGGCUGACGUCUACGCAUGCGCAAUGACAGAAAGACUUUAUUGCAUUUAUGACUGAUUCACUCCUCACUCAUCCUUUUCCUGUCCUCUGGAUGAUGAUAAUAAAGGAGAGAGGGAGGAUGCUGUGUAGUAGGAGGGAGGAACUGAGAAAGGAAGGAAGGAAGGAAGGAGGCAGGGCACAGCCUUGCUACGUCAUCAGCCAUCAGGACGCCGCCGCCGCUUCCAGUCCUGCGAGGUUGAGAGCGGAGAGAAGAGGCUGACAUUGACUGACUGCGCUCCAAAGAAGAAUUCAAAGGUUUUGGUGUUGGGGCCGGUCGAGCAUCAGCCUUCAGGUCGCAGCGUGUCAGGAGCUCUCCGUGGUGCUGAUUCCAGCAUCCUCCAGGCGGCCGCGUCAAACACUCAUGCACUCGGGCUGCUCCUGAUAUCUCUGAACAGCAAAACCCAACCGGCACCUCCUCCGCAUCCGAGAUGGACGACGACGGACGCUACCGGGACAACCGAUCAGACUUCAUCCGCGGCGCCAAGGACAUCGCCAAGGUGGCCAAGAAGCAGGUGGGCAAGAAGGUGGGGCGCGGCGUGGACAAAAUGGCCGACGAGUACACCCGGCGUUCCUACAAGCGCUUUGAGGAGGAGGACGACGACGACGACUAUGCCGGCGUGCCAAGCAACGACGGCGGGUACUACCGCAACGACAGCCGUGCCAACGACGACGAAGGCCACAGUGACUCCACCGAGGGUCACGACGAGGACGACGAGAUCUACGAGGGCGAGUACCAGGGCAUCCCGCGGGGAGACUCCUCGGGUAAAGCCGGCGGUAUGGACGGGGUGACGGCGGCGCAGGCGCAGCAGUUCCGGGACCUGUCGGCGUACGAGGGCGAACGGCGGAAGGACCAGGAGGAGCUGGCUCAGCAGUACGAGACCAUCCUGCAGGAGUGCGGACACGGGAAGUUCCAGUGGACGCUCUACUUCGUCUUGGGGCUGGCGCUCAUGGCUGACGGCGUGGAGAUCUUCGUGGUCGGCUUUGUGUUGCCCAGCGCCGAGAAGGACAUGUGUCUGUCGGAGCCCAACAAGGGCAUGCUGGGUCUGAUCGUAUACCUGGGAAUGAUGGUGGGGGCCUUCGUGUGGGGCGGCCUGGCAGACCGCAUCGGCCGGCGGCAGACGCUGCUCAUAUCUCUCUCCAUCAACAGCGUCUUCGCCUUCUUCUCGUCCUUCGUCCAGGGUUACAGCUCCUUCCUUUUCUGCCGCCUGGCCUCUGGUGUUGGCAUUGGUGGCUCCAUCCCUAUAGUGUUCUCCUACUAUUCGGAGUUCCUGGCUCAGGAGAAGCGAGGAGAACAUCUCAGCUGGCUCUGCAUGUUCUGGAUGAUUGGUGGCAUCUACGCCUCGGCCAUGGCCUGGGCCAUCAUCCCUCAUUAUGGGUGGAGUUUCCAGAUGGGUUCCGCCUACCAGUUCCACAGCUGGCGCGUCUUUGUGUUGGUGUGCGCCUUCCCCGCAGUGGCGGCCAUCUCGGCCCUAAGCACCAUGCCUGAGAGCCCCCGCUUCUACCUGGAGAACGGGAAGCACGACGAGGCCUGGAUGAUUCUGAAGCAGGUCCAUGACACCAACAUGAGGGCCAAAGGUUACCCAGAGCGGGUUUUCUCUGUGACCACUAUCAAAACUGUGAAGCAGUUGGAUGAGCUGGUCAACCUGGGUGACGGCGCCGCCUGGCACGAGAAAUGGAGAAUAAAGCUUACCUCGCUUUUCCAUCAGGUGUGGAGCAAUUUCCAGACGGUUUUCUCCCCCGAGUACCGUCGCACCACAUACAUGAUGAUGGCCGUAUGGUUCUCUAUGUCCUUCAGCUACUACGGUCUGACGGUGUGGUUCCCCGACAUGAUCAAGUAUCUUCAGAAGCAGGAGUAUUCAUCACGUACCAAAGUCUUUGUCAAGGAGAAAGUGGAACAUGUCACCUUCAACUUCACCCUGGAGAACCAGGUUCACCGCCAGGGACAGUACUUCAAUGACAAGUUCAUGAACCUGAAAAUGAAAUCGAUGGUGUUUGAGGACUCGUUGUUUGAGGAGUGUUACUUUGAGGACAUCACCUCCAGCAACACCUUCUUUAAGAACUGCACCUUCAUCGCCACCCUCUUUUACAACACAGAUCUGUUUAAGUACAGACUCAUCAACAGCAAGCUGAUCAACAGCACCUUCCUGCACAACAAAGAGGGCUGCCUGCUGAGUGACAUCAGCGAUGAGAACAACGCCUACAUGGUGUACUUUGUCAGUUUCCUGGGCACCUUGGCUGUGUUGCCUGGCAACAUCGUCUCGGCGCUGCUCAUGGACAAGAUUGGACGACUCAGGAUGCUGGCGGGAUCCAGCGUGAUUUCAUGCGUCAGCUGUUUCUUCCUGUCCUUCGGCAACAGUGAGUCGGCUAUGAUCGCGCUGCUCUGCCUGUUCGGAGGCAUCAGCAUCGCCUCCUGGAAUGCCCUGGAUGUGCUGACUGUGGAGCUGUACCCGUCUGACAAGAGAACCACUGCAUUCGGCUUUCUCAACGCGCUGUGCAAGCUCGCCGCCGUGCUUGGCAUCAGCAUUUUCACCUCCUUCGUGGGCAUCACCAAGGCCGUGCCCAUACUCUUCGCCUCGGGGGCACUGGCCGCCGGCAGCUUCCUGGCACUCAAACUACCGGAAACGCGGGGUCAGGUGCUGCAAUAACCUCAGAGUACUGCGAUACUACUCGAUGGGGCGGAGAUGAGGUGCGUGGAGUUGGGGCUGGCGAGUGUUUUGGAACAACAGCUUAAGAGUCCCCUGAAUUCCGCCUUCAUAACCCCUUUAUUCAUUUAGCAUUGAUGAUUACUUCAGAAAUGGUUCAUUUCUAUUGUCCAUUGAAAGCACAACCACGGUAUUGUACAUCCCCGAACCAUCCCCUACAGUUGUGUUGGAGAGUGUUAUGCAUGUGUAAGUUUAUGUAUGUAUGUAAAUGUACCAACAUUUUGGAACCUUUUUCUUGGUUUUAUUGCAGACGGCACAUUUAUUCCAUGCUUCUGCCAACAGAACAUGUUAACGUUUGGAGCAGGAUAAUCAAGACGAUAUACAAAUUCAUGCAAAGGCCUCAACUCUUUGGGCCCUUUUCCACUGCACGGUACUGGCUCGGCUCUACUUGAACGCGUGAGUGCGAGGAGACACGCUAACAAUGGAGGAGUGUCCUGUCAUAAUGAGGGUUUGAGAAGGGGUGACUGCUGCCGAGGGCCCCGAUUUGAUCAUUUUUGUGUUAGGAGAGCAUCCAGCGGCGGUUUACGAUGCCAAUAUAAAAACCUGCGAGUAGAGCCGUGCUGAGUACCGUUUAAUGGAAAUGUUUAUUACUGAAAUGUUUAUUAUUUUGGGUGGUAGUAGUGCAGGCUGUUGUAAAAUAUGUAAGCGAUGACAGAGACACAAAUAUAUACAGUAAUAAUAAUAAUAAUAAUAAUGAUCUGUGUGAACUGAAUGUUGAUGUAAAUGUCAGCGUGCUUGUAGUGCAAUAUUGAACCCCCUGUGCAAUAUUAUCCACUUUUAGCCAUUUUCGUCUUCAGUCUGUUUUGGUCUCUCAUCUAAAACCCAAACUUUGGGUUUUUAACAAUAAAGAGCGGCUGCCAUUUUUGAGGGAUCAUUAUGUGUACAUGUAGCUGGACACAACAGGAGACUCACUGCCAAGGGCUGACAGUAAUAGCACAGGGUAGGUCAAAUGGGAAAAACAAACAAACAAAAAAAAGACAACUGCAUUGUCUCUGAAUGAGCCGGCAAGCGUCAUUGUCAAUGUUCAUACCUGAAAAAAACAAUCAUCCCAAUGUCAGACAAAAAAAAACUAUGUCUUUAAGUCCAAACUGCCAUUUUAUAGGAUAGCAGCCAUAGGUAGUAUCGACAAAGUAACGAGGCAGCCCAUUGCACUAAAUGUACGCGUGUACAUGCACAGCUAAUGAAUGCCUAGACGGGUAUGGAUGCGGCCUUGCCUGGCGUUUUAAGGGGGGGAAAAAAGUGCACAAACUCUACCAAAAUAUUUUGAAACAUUGGACCUUUCCAUUCUUGUGAAACAGCUCUUUCAGGAUAAUGACUUGCCGGUUACAAAUUUUGGACCCCCCCCCACCACCUCCGAAAUCCAUGUUUCUAUGCGUGUGCCAUGCCUCCUUGCGUUAAUUCUUGCCAAAUAUUUUAUACGGCCUGAGUUUACACAUGACGCACCAUCGCAUCUCUGUUAUAGAUAUGAAAAUAUGUAAAUACAAAAAAUAGUAACAAUAGAGUAAUAAUAAUAAAGAUAAAGAUAUAGCGCUUCAUACCUUUUUAGUGCCCGUUGUCAGUCUUUUUAGGUUCAGAGUCAUGUGACCUCUGACAAAUAGGAAGUGGAUGUCAAGAGGUUGUUUGGUCUUUAAAAAAAAAAACAAAAAAGCACAUUUAAAGUGUACAAUGGAAGGCAAGGCUGUUUGUUGUCCUGUGUCACUUACAACAAGGUAACUGUCGUUAAUACUAAAUGCUGUUUGAAAAAAAAAAAAACAACAACAAAAAACGCAAACACUUGUCUGAGGGACUCAGAUCGUCUCUGGUAGAUGCAGCAUAUCCCAACUUAUGUUACAGGGUUUGUUUUGUACAAUUCACCGGUUGCCGUGGCAUCUGUCAAUCACGAAAGCAAAAACGCUAACAAAGCAAUAAGUUGUUGGGUGUUUUCUUGUUUUCCUUUGAGGCUUUUUUUUUUUUUUGAAAGACGUGAUAAAUACAUUAAGAUGGCCUUGCCCUCUUAAAGGAUAACAUCUAAAUGUCUCAAGGCUUCUGUCAAUAAUUGCAUUGCCAUGAAUUCAAUGUAACAAAAGAAUUGCUCACCUUUGUCAGUGUACCGUGCUGUAGAAUGUGUAGUCCAUUGUAAGCAUAGAAACUGUGUGUGGAAUCAUUAAAUAUUAAAGAAAAACACCAAGAUGUGUAAAUUCUGUAUGUUGUCUUCUGAUUGUGUGUAUUUUAUAUUAAAAAAUAAGGAUGAACUAAAUUAAGUAAACACUGUACACCAAUGUUAAAUGAUAGUUAAGAAACAAUUAGCCCAAAGUGCGACUUUCUGUUUAAAGAGGUGUGUCAUAUUUUUCUUAGCUUUAUUUUCUUUGGCUUUUUAACCAGGUUUGCACUUGUGGCGCAAUCAACCCUUUAGCAUCACAAUGAAAGAACACAAAAAUAAAACUUACCAUGAAA